UACUUUAAGUUUACCCCUCCUUCCUACAUCUCAGUCAUGGGCAAAUCUGUUUCUAAAACUGAAUCAGCUCCUCCACCUACAGCUAAUAUUCAAUCCCAUCGUAUUGAUCUAUCUAAAGACCCUUCUACUGAUCAUGGCCCUGUUAAUCGUGAAAAAGUAGUUCAAGCUAGUCGAGCUGUUCUUCAUCUUAAGGUGGGUGGGAGUGACAUUGAAUCCAGUUGGGUUAAUGCUGUUGCCGUUAGUUUCAUGUCAAAGGAUGGGAUCAAGACUAGUGGAAUUAUACUUUGUUAUAAACACGAUAUGGGCUUAUCUUCUGAUACUGAAUAUUCAUUACACUAUAGGCCACUGGGUAAUAGCGACUCGACCACAGCUGUUAGCCUGUCUGCUGUGAAACCAGAAUGUACUUUUACUUGCCCAUUGCUGUAUUUCUCAUUCAUUCAACUGAGUCAAGAAACUGUUGAGUCUUUGAAACAGUCUGGUUGCUUUUUUUAUAAUCUACAAGAUCAAGUUAGCCCUGUGGAAGCUGAAGACACCAUUUAUCUCCUUCAGUCUCCUACUCCAGCAUCAACAGCCAAUACUUCAAGUAGCUUACAUUAUGUUCAAGGAUCAGUCAAGGAGCAUUAUGGACAGGAUAUAUGGUAUAAGGCUGUUUGUUCUUUCGCUCCUGGUAUUCCACUGUUCAAUUCUUCUGGGGAAUUAGUGGGACUACAUAAAUCUGAUGGCACCGUCACCGCUCAAGAUGAUAAAGAAACACAAUGUACAUUAGCUAUUCCAUUGACAGCUGUUGCUACUGUUCUUACUCAAGUUUCUUUGAAUUGUGACUCACAAUCGUUAAGUCUUCGGAGUAAUCCUGUAGAUUUAACAUCGUAUGGUACACAAUUGGAAGAAAUUGGGCUUGAAGUAAUGUCACUCAAUCCUUCCAGUGAGAGAUAUAAAGGAUGCCUGAUGUACAUCAGUCCUGCUAACCUCAGAGAAUACAUCACAGCAAUAUGGUUUAUGCCGACUUGUAUGGGAUGGUAUUGGAGCCCAACUGACCCAGAGGGUGAGCUUUGUCCUAACUGGAUGCCGGUCAAUAGGCUGGAAGUUAUUGGAGGGUUUUGGCAUGGACAAAUACCAGCUCCUAAGAAUGUUACAAUUAUUCGCUGGCUUGAUCAGCAUAAUAUUACAGCUAUUUGCUAUACUCGCUAAUGAUGAAAACUCUGCAGGUCUGAUCUACAGUUUUUGUAGGUUAAUUGAGGCAAAUAUUUGUGGGUGUCGCAUACCUCCAGAUGUGCAUGUGAGCUAAUCCCAGUGAAAGGGAUUAAUAAGUAUCGCUAUUGAAUAACUAACUUUUAAAAAUUUACUCAUAUACCCUUGCCUGUAUGCCUACACGUGGCAAGAGUAAUUACUGGCACUAAUAUUAUGGCUUUGCAUGCAUUAUAUAGUUUACAGCUUAGCCUUUUAUAUGAAAGCAACUUUAUAAUUUUAUUCUAAUUGCAAGCAUAAUUAAAAGUCACUAUUUUUUCGCCUCUAUUUAUGAGCCGCAGAAAUUGUUUUGUAAUUAAUUAAUUAGUGUGUCAUUGAGAUUAUGUAGCAUUUAUGCAGUUACCCUCACUACUUGGUUCCAAAGUUCAACUUGUCUAGGCUAGGAUAGCUCACUGUCAGUAUAGUAACCAAUAGAUUAGCAGUACCCCAAAAUUCCACUCUUAAGAUAGUUGACAUUUGUAGGUGUACAAUUGUUGCAUGUACAUCUUAAUUUUAUUAUACUGAUCAUUCGUGAUCAAAAA
Molecule: messenger RNA, 1766 nt
Organism: Amphimedon queenslandica
Lineage: Eukaryota; Metazoa; Porifera; Demospongiae; Haplosclerida; Niphatidae
Exons: 2
Coding region: 37-1188 (383 amino acids)
Source: RefSeq, a predicted model, not a curated record